Humulus lupulus (European hop) is the source of this 4625-nucleotide messenger RNA. RefSeq names its product disease resistance protein RGA2-like. Lineage: Eukaryota; Viridiplantae; Streptophyta; Magnoliopsida; Rosales; Cannabaceae. Gene Ontology annotation, molecular function: protein binding; ADP binding. The coding region runs from base 118 to 3876 and encodes 1252 amino acids. Gene Ontology annotation, biological process: defense response to fungus. The record is from RefSeq and is a predicted model, not a curated record. The transcript is spliced from 8 exons.
AGAGAGGCGUCGUACAUAUGCUCGUGAUUAUUGUAACCAAGCUCUGAAACUCUCUCUACUGUAACUUCUUCACUACUAGCUCAAACUUCAAUCGGAUUGGAGCCAAGUUUCGAAGCCAUGGCUGAGUUGAUCCUCUCUCCAAUUGUUGACAAAAUCAUUGGGCGUUUGGGAUCUGAUGCUGUGAAACAGAUCUCUCUGGUUUGGGGUGUCAACGAUGAGCUCCAACAGCUCAAUGAAACCAUUUCAACUAUCAAAACAGUGCUUCUCGAUGCCGAGAAGAAGCAGUCUCACAACAACCAAGUCAACAACUGGCUCCACAGGCUGGGCAAUGCAGUUCUUGAAGCCGACGACUUGAUGGAUGAGGUCAACACUGAAGCUCUACGACGCCAACUCAUGAUGUCUCGAAACCCAAUGGCCAACCAGGUAUGCACUUUCUUUUCCGGCUCCAACCAACUUGCUUUUCGGUUCAAGAUGAGUCGUAGAAUCGAAGGCAUCAAGAAAAAACUGGCUGACAUUUCCAAGGAUAGAAACUUCCUUUUGGAGAAAGGAGAGACUCCGAGUGUUAGGAGAGCAAGAGAUACUUACUCGCGUUUGCCUCAACAAGAUGUUAUUGGGAGGGAAGAGGAUAAAUCGGUUAUCAUAAAUAAGUUUUUGUUGGAGAGUUGUGAAGAGAGUGUGUCAGUGCUCGCCAUUGUAGGAAUAGGUGGGUUAGGAAAAACCACUCUUGCUCAAAGCGUUUUUAAUGAUGAGCAAGUUCAAAAACAUUUUGAGACAAAGAUUUGGGUGUGUGUGUCUGAUGAUUUUGACUUGAAACUAAUUAUUAAAAGUAUCAUUGAGUCUGCAAAAGGUGACAGUAGUUUGGGAGACAUGAGAAUGGAACCAUUGCAAAAGAAGCUUCAAGAAGUACUUGGUAGUAAGCGGUUUCUUCUUGUACUAGAUGAUAUAUGGGAGAAAAACCAUAAUAAGCUGUCGGAGUUGAAAAAUUUAAUAAUAAGUGAUGCAAAUGUUGGGAGUAGAGUUGUAGUAACUACUCGCUUUGAAGACAUUGCUCAAUUUAUAGCUACCAAACAACAACCCUAUCGAUUGGGGGUUCUUGAUGAAGUUCAAUCUUGGUCUCUAUUUAAGUCAAUGGCUUUUGAAGAUGGAUCACGUGAGCUAGAAAAUUCCAGCAUUGGGAAGAUUGAAAAGGAGAUUGUGGAAAGGUGCAAAGGAAUCCCCCUAGCCAUUAAAACAAUAGGAAAUCUAUUGUAUGGUAAAAGUAAGGAAUCAGAGUGGUCUUCCUUUAAUAAGGAAUUUUCAAAAAUAUCAGAACAACAAGACGAUGAUAUCUUAUCCACCCUUAGAUUAAGCUAUGAUCAUCUUGCCUCCCAUUUGAAACUUUGUUUUGCCUAUUGUAGUUUAUUUCCUAAAGACUACAAUAUUGAGGUAAAAACUUUAGUUAACCUUUGGAUGGCGCAAGGAUUUCUUAAGCUCUCAGAUCCAAGUCAAGAUGAAUGUUUGGAGGAUGUGGGUUAUGACUGGUUUAUGAAUUUGUUGGAAGGAUCAUUCUUUCAAGAUGUUGAAGUAGAUGAAUGUGGCAUUAUAAAAAGAUGCAAAAUGCAUGAUCUGAUGCAUGAUCUUGCUGUUCAAGUAGCAGGAGCAGAAUGUGCUACUUUUGUAAUUUCAAAUGGCCAAGGAAAUAUCAAGGAAACUACUCAUCACGUGUCCUUUGCAAGUCACACCUACUCAAAAAGUGAAAUUUCAGUUUCGUUGGCUCAUGCCAAAAAGAUUCGAACAAUCCUUCACUUUUCUAUUUCAAAGGAUCAGACAUUUUGUGAUGCAAUUAUAUCAAACUAUAAGUUCAUACGUUGUUUGGAUUUGCAUAAUUCAAGGAUGGAUUUAGUAGCAAAUUCUAUUGGGAAGUUGAAACACUUGAGAUAUUUAGAUCUCUCAGCGAAUUUUGGACUCAAGUUACUUCCCAAUUCAAUUACUAAUUUGCUGAAUUUGCAAACACUGAAACUCAAUCACUGCUUCCAACUCCAAGAACUACCUAGAGAUAUUGAGAAACUCAUCAAUCUUAGGCAUCUUGAACUUUCUUCAUGUAGCAAAUUAAAUUCUUUGCCAAGUGGACUAGGUCAGUUGAUGCAAUUGAGAUACUUGGAUCUUUCUUGGAAUAGUGGUCUAUUGUUACUACCGGAUUCAACUAAUUGUUUGUCGAAUUUGCAAACCCUGAAACUCAAUCAUUGCUCAGAGCUCCAAGAAUUGCCUAGAGAUAUUGAGAAACUCAUUAAUCUUAGGCACCUGGAAAUUUCUGAUUGUGAUAAAUUGGAGUAUGUGCCAUGUGGAUUGGGCCAGCUAAUUAAUCUUCAGACAUUAUCGGAGUACGUGCUGAUGAAGAGAGAGGAAUCUAUCCGAAGGCAUGGUGGUGAGCUAAAAGAAUUGAUGAGACUGAACAACUUGAGAGGGGAAUUGAAAGUUACAAAUUUGAGCCAUGAGAAAGAUGUGGCAGCAGAGUAUGGGAGUGCAAAAUUUAAGGAUAAAAAAUAUCUUCGAUCUGUGUCAUUGGAGUGGGAUUUUCGUGUUAGAAUUGAUGAGGCAGAGGCCAUUGUUGGUUAUGAAAUGUCAAUGGAAGGCGUUCAGCCACACGAAAAUCUUCUAGAACUGACCUUAACAAAUUAUGGGGGUGUCAAGCUCUCCACCUGGCUCUCAUCACUUACAAACUUGGUCAACUUAACUUUGGCAGAUUGCAAGAAAUGUGAGUAUCUAGUUCCAUUGAAUCAAUUCCACUGUCUUAAGGUUUUGAAUCUUUGGUGGUUGGAGUCCUUAGAGUACGUAUCCAACAAUAGUUGCAAUGAAGACGUAUCUGGGUCAACAAAAACAUUAUUGCCAUCUCUACAGAAACUUUGGUUGAGUGGGAUGCCUAAUCUAAAGAGAUGGUGGAGAGAGAUUGUAAUUAGUGGUGAAGAAGAAGACAAACACAUGUCCUUGCCUUGUUUCCCUUCUCUUUCAACUUUAAAAAUAUGGGAUUGUCCUAAGCUGACUUGCAUGCCACUUUACCCACAUUUGGAACAUCUGAAUUUGAUGAACAACAACUUGAAGCCAUUGGAAGAGACAUUAAGAAUGAAGAUGAGCAGUAGCGCUGCAUCUUCUUUCUCUCCUCUCUCCAAAUUGAAAGAUCUAACUCUAACAACCAUUGAGGAUCUAGAAUGUCUUCCAGACUGGUUCAAGAGCCUUACUUCUCUCAAUAAAUUGGAUAUUUUUGAUUGCCCUGAAUUGAAGGAUCUGUGUCCAGGUAUUCUACAUCUCUCGUCACUUCAAAAUCUGCAGAUUGAUAAAUGCAAGGGGUUAGCACACAUGCUUAGUGGUGAUGGUGAUGAUGGCAUUAUGUGGAAAGUCCUAAAUGGAAGACUCCACUCGCUACAACUAUUGUCGUUGCCAAAUAUAGUGACUGUUCUUCCUAAGGGUAUCCAACAUCUUACAAGUCUGCAACAUCUUAAAGUUUAUUACUCUCAAAGUCUGACAACAAUUCCAGAGUGGAUCCACAACCUCAAAUCGCUUAAGAAACUUGAGUUUAAUAGAUGCCCCAAUCUGACAUCAUUCCCUGAAGGAAUUCGAAGCCUCACCAAUUUGAACUCAUUGACCAUUAGCAGUUGUCCCAUGUUAUUGAAGAGAUGCAAAAGGGAAAUAGGUGAAGAUUGGGAUAAGAUUUCUCAUAUACAACAGUUGGAGUUGGACGAAGAAGAAAAUGAGAAUGCAUCGGAAGAGGAAACAGAAUCGGGCGAGACAAAGGGAUGCAACCUCUUCUUGAACAAGUUUAGGGCCACUUUGGAGAAGAUGAUGACCAUGAGAGUUAUAAAAGCAAUGAGGAUGAUCCAAAUAAAGACACGAAGCUAUUAAGGCUAUUAUCAUGUCGAUUUCUGAGGAAUUUUUACUGUAUUCAAGUUUGUUGCAGCAGAUGAAGUUGUGGGAGCUGUUGAAGUUACUGCAUUGCCAUCAGAGGAUUUUGUAUCAGAAAGGAGGAGGAAAUUGGAGUACCUUGAGAUGCAAGUAGAACUUAUGAAGGGGAAGAGAGAGAAGAAGAGUAAGCAAGAAUGAAGGAAUCUAAGGGUAGUGAGGAGAAUGUGGCAUUGAGAGAAAUGAUUGAUCCAACCGCAAGAGAAGCACAAGAGCCAGCGAGAGCAAGAGCAGUUAUGGGAACUAAGUCAUGCAUUGGCUGUUUUGAGCUUCUGUAUCUUGAGUAGAGAACGUGUAGAGUUCCUUGGGCUUGUAAAUUAGGAGCUGCAUCGCUACAAGGAAAUCAUUGAAAUGGAAACUUGUUAUGUUCAUUGUGAGGUUAAUGUCAUGUUCAAAUUUUUUGUGCAUGACCAACUAGAGCAGAGAUUAACAUCCAAGGUUGGAUCUUCUAUUGCCACUAAUUCUAGUAGGAAUUGGCCUCGGGAUUUGUAUGAAAAGAUUGCAAGAAGCUUAUGAACAUAAAAUGAUGGUUGAUGGCAGUUCUGAAAUUGCCAUAUUACGUAUGAAUAGUCUUUUCAUGUAAAUUUAUGGGGAAUGAGAAUACCAUCAUCUGAUCAACAUCUUGGUAAGAGAUGUUCUUAGUACAAAACAAGUUUGGAUAUGCUAUUUACUAACAUGUUUUUCAAGCUAAA